Staurois parvus is the source of this 237-nucleotide messenger RNA. NCBI's taxonomy places the organism in Eukaryota, Metazoa, Chordata, Amphibia, Anura, Ranidae. The record is from the annotation of a GenBank genome assembly.
AUUUACUUAAUCAGGACAAAAAAAAUGAAUGGUCAGCAGCCUGUGGACCAGGGGCGGACUGACAACUCAUGGGGCCCCCAGGCAAUAGGGGAUCAUGGGGCCCCUGUGUCCUUGCCCAAACUCAAAAAAGCCUAUGAAAAAGGUACCAGGGGCAUCUCAUGGGGCCCCCUACUGACCCCGGGCCCUAGGGCAGUGCCCGAGUUUCCAAAUGGUCAGUCCGCCCUUGCUGUGGACACA